This is a messenger RNA of Entrophospora candida, 1149 nucleotides long. Lineage: Eukaryota; Fungi; Glomeromycota; Glomeromycetes; Entrophosporales; Entrophosporaceae. The record is from the annotation of a GenBank genome assembly.
AUGUUGGGAAUACCCGCAAUCAAUGACAUGCAUAACUUCGCCAAGGAGAGUAAAUACGGAAAAAUAGGAUACCAAAUGGUUGGCUCUGCUGGCAACAUUGUAUCAAAAGCUACCAAACCUUUCCAAAAUCAAAUAAAACAAGCAGACGAAUUUGCCGCAAAUUCUAUAGGUUAUGUCGAAGGUAAAUUCCCAUCUAUCAAAAAACCAACGGCAGACCUUGUCGAUGAUUUAAAAAAGCCCAUAGCUACGGUUGGUAAUACAAUCGACAACAAAUGCAUCACCCCAGCAAUGAAUAUUGCCACAAGUGUCCAAUCGCAAAUCAAUCAACGUGCCGUUGAACCUACAAUCGAGAUCGCUAAAAAGGUCGAUGCCAGUUUCGAAAGUGUCGUGGAUGUGUUUGAGUCAACACUUAACACUUAUUUACCCGAAGAUCAAUCCACUAAUGAAAGAUCCGUCAACACCACCACAGUUGACGACUCCACUUCUGCCGAUCUUCUCCAAACCUUCCGCGCUAUCAACAUAGCUUUAAUAGGUCAAAGACGUCUGACUAGACGCGUCAAGGCUCAAAUCAACAGCACUCAAGAAUAUACAGGAGAACAACUUAAGCAACUGCAAGAAUCAAACCAACUCUUAAAGAGUGCAUCUGAAACCGUAGCCAGUCUGAAUCAAAUGUUGCUUGGCAUUGUCGUCAAUGUUCGAGGUACAGUACAAAAUCCUGAAAUUGCUUCAACUCUUCAUUCUAAAUUACACGACAUUGCUUCUAUAAUUCUUGGCAAUGUGAAUAAAAAUGAAGAUUUACCAAAAGCUGUUCAAGCUCGUGUAAUUGAAUUAUCACAAUCACUUUUGCAAACAACUGAUUCGAUUGCCACAUAUGUCCGGGCAAAUGCAAACUACUUUCCUGAAUACAUUCGUUUAAAACCCCUCACAGAAUUCUUUGAACAACGAUACGUCGAGAUCGUAAAAGAAAUUAAAGAAGGUGAGGGUUCUCCGAUUGAGAAGGCCAGAAAAGUCAUCAACAUCACCACACAACACACAAUACCACUUUUGAACGAUCUCCAAGAAUCCGUCCAAUCGUACAGCUCAUCUCUCAAUGAUUCCUUCAUCAACACCACCGGAAAAGUAAAAUCAAGAUUCGUCGGUGUCAAUUAA